Messenger RNA from Aureobasidium vineae, 1758 nucleotides. The record is from the annotation of a GenBank genome assembly. Lineage: Eukaryota; Fungi; Ascomycota; Dothideomycetes; Dothideales; Saccotheciaceae.
AUGGCGGAUGUUUAUCAAUGGCGCAGAAGGAUCCAGCCUGGUUUCUCGCACACCCUCCUGCCUGUGGGCAAGCAAGAUGAGACAAAGCCAGACAUCACAAGCGGCUUUGGCUCUUCUCGAAAGAAGGUGCGACCCAAGAUCAGCUCCUACUUCUCCCAUCGUGGUCCUUUCACAAACCAUGGCAGAUCAUCCAUAUGGUCCACUGAUCAGCGCGCCUCUUUCAAGGAAACAAUAUCCUCCCCUUACCAGACUUGGCCUGAAGGAUGCGAGCCCGACCUUGAUCAGAUCAUGGAUUCGAUCAUGCGCACGCUGAUAGCAGAGCCCUAUCGCCCCCUGGACCUCAAGCACAACUCACCUCUGCUCAUGGUCUUCGAAGGAUUUCGCAACCUUCGCGACGAAAACGCCUCUCUGGUGCGCAAGCUGAAGUACGAAGUCGAGACCCGGUUCGCAUCACAUCACGAACUGGAACUUGAACGACAAAACUGGCAACGAGAGAGAANNGAGUAUCAGGCCGAAGUAAAGAGGCUCGAACUCAUCAUCUCGAAAGACAAGGAAGGAGUUGCAGAAGUGAUGCGCGCCAGACAAGGCAGUUUAUUGCGCAAGGAGCACAGACGGCGUACUGCAUCCGGCGUCAACACGAUCAGAGACGAUCCUAGAGAAACUGUUUUCGAGUUUCUCGAAAGGACAAGAGUUGAAGACGAGAAGAAGCAGGAAGCCGCCAGAAAGGUUCAACGAGGUUUGCUAACUCCCUCUCUAUCCACGAGAACAUCAAGAACUCACAGCAUGAACANNGUGCCCUUCCGCAACCGUCCUGUUUCUCCGUCUCAGAAGAUGGCAAUACUAUCACACAAGCUCUCUACCACCAACCACUACAGCGAUUUCGAGUCUCCUCCUAGUCCACAAGACUUUACAAGCCUCUCCCAGGCCUCUAUGUUCGAAAUGCUGGCUGGACGACCAUCUUUUUCUGACACCGACUCGUCUGAGAAUGGUUCCACCCAACAUCAUCAACACGCAGAGGUGAUCGAUGACGAGAAAGCGGCGAUCAGUUCCCACCUCGAUGAACACUUACUCGGACGAGAUGGCGGCACCCAGGUUGACCCUCGACCGGCUCAUUAUCCUAGCAUUCGCACGCCAUCAUUCGAAUCAGGCAGCACGGAACAGCUCAUAACUCGCACGCCCAAGGCUCGUCCAGGGGCACUACGUUUAGAUCAUGCACGCAAAUUUCCUUUCGACUACGACGACGAGAUCCGUCCCAACCAAGUCAAGGCACCGUAUGCAAUCAACUCUCCUCUGCAGAGAAGCGUUUCUGUAGACCAGUUUGCUACAAAGCGAACAUCUCUAUUUCGGGUANAUGUCUCCGGCACCCUGGCCGCAGAUAGCGUCGUUUCGUCACCAGUCAUGAUGUCUGUCUUAGAAUCUCCAGGCAUAUCUAAGAUACCCAGUCCAGUGUUUGACCCAUCCUUGGCAAGACCGAGAAGGGAAGACUCAUCAUCGAGCUUCCUUACUGCUAUCAGAGCCUCCGAGGGUGACUUAAACCACAGCAGAGCAACUUCAAGAUCAAGCAACCCUUUGGAUAGUCCUCACCUAUCAUCCAGCCUUCGAGGCAGCGGUGAUACCACCAACAGUCAACGCCAUUCUGGGCAUUACGGUAGCAUGCACGAUGUGAACAUGGCGGUCGCUGCUGCACGUACUGCUGUUCCUUCCAAUUCGCCAAAGCCAUUGGCAGAACUACGUGCGUCAUAUCACGCCAACGCAUGA